Rotaria sp. Silwood1 is the source of this 1592-nucleotide messenger RNA. NCBI's taxonomy places the organism in Eukaryota, Metazoa, Rotifera, Eurotatoria, Philodinida, Philodinidae. The record is from the annotation of a GenBank genome assembly.
UCUGGUGGCCUAAGAUAUACUGGUAAUAUUAUCAAUGCUGCGUAUUACUUUUUUAAUGUAGUUUUUUAUGUUAUUACAUCCGUACAUGUAUUCUAUCAGUCUAGGGCUAAGUGAAUCGCUUGACGAUGAACGUUACUUGUUAAUAUUCUUCUUACUAUUUCUUUUCCUUUUGUUUUUUUUUCCUUCUUCUUUUCUUAUUAUUUUUUUACUUGAUUACCAAUAUAAUAAAAAUAGUUAAAAAAAUAAUAAAAAAAUAAAAAAAUACAAAAAAUUUAUUAUUUAUUUUUGUUCAUUAUUAUUCUGAUUCACUAUUAUCUAUUGAAAUAAAACAAUCCUGUUGACUUGCUAAAAUAAAAAGAAUUGUUAUAUAUAUAUAUAUAUUCGUCGAACCAUAACCUGCUCAUACGUUCGCUCAAAGAGUCAACAUGAAUUUACAAUUUAAGAUCUCAAAUGAUAAUAAUAAUUGUCGUACCCAUAUAUCUGAAAAUCGUUCACCUCCACAAACUAUUCCAUCAUAUAUUCAUUUACGUCCACAUAUUAACAAUAAAAAACCAAAUCUUUAUAAUGCAGGACAAUGAAAAAAUUCCUAUCCUUAUCAAAAAUUUCAAACUGGUUCAGCUACUACUUUUUCUGGUUAUACAAAUAUUACUGGUUUUGCUAAUAAUAUUGAACAUCAAAAACAAACAUACAAUUAUAAUAAUCAAAAGAAAAAUAAUAAAUUACCUUUAAAUAUUAAUCAUAUAUCAUCUCUAAUGCCUCUCAAUUCAUUUCAACAACCAUCACGACGAAAUUGUCGUACGAUUAAACAUGCUGAACAAUUUAAAAAUAAACAUCCGCCAAUUGCAGAUCCCAUAAUAAAAUGUUAUAGAAACGAUAAUAAUAUGAUUAAAAAUAAAAAUAAAUUUAAUGGAUUAAUAUUAUCUGACUCAAUGUGUAAGUAUGUACGAUCAAAAAGCGUAAGUUUAAAUGAUUUAAAGGUAAGAAUAUCAUUUGAAUCAGACUGCGAUUGCAGCCGAAUGCUCAAUUAUUUAGAGAAACAAUCUAUUGAUCAAAAUAAUAUAAUGCUAUCGGAUUUUAUUGUUUUUUCUUUAUGUACUAAUGAUGUAGCAAAUUUAGGACCAAAAAUUGCUCUUCAACAAUGUCGAAUUUUAAUUGAACGUACACGAAUAUUAUUUCCUCAAAUAAAAGCUAUUGGAUGGUUAAAACUCUCGCCAAGAUGGAAACCAUCAAAAUUGUUUAAUUCUAUAGAAAUCAACAAAAAUAAUCAAAUAUUUAAUCAACUUCUAUAUAAAUUAUCAAAAGAAAUGCACUUUGAAAUCAUUGAUGCUAAUCUUCAACAUCAACAUAUGCAUGAAGAUGGCUUGCAUCCAUCCAUAACAUCUGGUCGAAAUCUGAUCGAAAGAGCAAUAUAUAAUUGGUUUUCCAAACAAAAAAGAAUACAUUCAUCAUCCAUACAAUUAAAUACUUGUUCGAUCAAGCCCAUAUCUAAUACAAAUAUAAAUAUUAAUCAACUUAAUCACAAUUAUCAUCAUACUACUAAUACCAACAGUUAUACUCAUCAACGUCACCAUCGUCCUACUACUACACUCUAA